ACACACUGUUUUUUUUUAGUUAGUGUAUGUAUUAUCAGAUCCUGAAGAUUAUCAAAAAGAAUUUAACGAUAGCUUGAUGUACAAAUACAUUUAUAAACUUUAUCGUAUCAACUCAAUACUACUGAAGAUUACAAUACCUCCUGCUCCUGAAGCCACUGCGACUACAACUAAUGUACCUAAAGGAGGAAUAAUAAUGAAAAUUAUAUCAAUAAAUGAAGAAAAGAAAGGAAAAGAAAGAAAGAUACAGGUACAAGUUGAUAAGAGAAUAACAUUAGCUCAAUGAAGGAAAAGCUAGUUCCACUAAUUGGUGUACCAUCUACUGAUUUUAGAGUGUAUGAAAUCAGAUAUGGAGAAUGUGAACUGGAUGGACUGGAUGAGACAUUAGUGUACAUGGGCAUGCAUAUUCAAUUUGGAUCAGAGCAUUCAGAGUUAAUAGUAAGACUGGGUAGAGCAUUAAGAAGAGGAGAGUGCAGAAUUAAAUUAUAUUUAUUACAAGUUAACAAUACAGAAUUUUGCAAGUAUAUGAUGGAGUCUAUUGUUGCUAAGAAUACACCAGUUAGAGAAUUUAAGAAACAAAUUAUUGAAGAAGCAAAAGUACAAGGAAUCAACUGUGUCCUUGAAUUAGACAAAAUGAGAUUACGUGACAAGAAUGGAGUAUCCCCUGGUAGAGUAUAUCCUGAUGAUGAAUUGAUUUAUACUAAUAGGGAGAUGUAUGUAGAACCAUUAAAAGAGCCAGAGAAGAUGAAGUAUCAUUGGCAGGUACAGGUAUAUGUUAGAAGAUGGCGUCCAUCGCAACAUUCAGUUGACCCUACAGAAGAAGUUAUACUGGAUACUGAUUUUGAUUAUAAUCAUAUCAUUAAAAAG
Amphimedon queenslandica is the source of this 864-nucleotide messenger RNA. Its product is annotated as ubiquitin carboxyl-terminal hydrolase 47-like. The annotation marks the transcript as partial. The transcript is spliced from 6 exons. The record is from RefSeq and is a predicted model, not a curated record. NCBI's taxonomy places the organism in Eukaryota, Metazoa, Porifera, Demospongiae, Haplosclerida, Niphatidae.